Messenger RNA from Ruditapes philippinarum (Manila clam), 1302 nucleotides. RefSeq lists its product as uncharacterized. The transcript is spliced from 5 exons. Bases 28 to 456 code for a protein of 142 amino acids. The record is from RefSeq and is a predicted model, not a curated record. NCBI's taxonomy places the organism in Eukaryota, Metazoa, Mollusca, Bivalvia, Venerida, Veneridae.
UGGGAAAUCAACGCUGUGAGAACGGAGAUGGUACGGUGUACUGUGAGGGGAACGGUAAGGAGUACGGUUGAUCAGAUUGUGAUUAUUAUACCCAUGAUUCUUCUUCUGGUAGACACACCAUGUGCCGCCCGACCGAGACGCAGGUUUUGUGAAUUUUACCCUUAUGCUCCAAGAUGUUUGGGCGUGGCAGCUAAAAGAAGCCCAUCGAGAUCGGAUAUAUAUCAAAGUUUAAUAAAUAGAGUUUUGGCAGAAGCUGUCGGAGAAAACUUUUCUAAAGAGCCUGUACUAACAUCCACUCAGCCCGAAAUGUAUGGCGAAAAGGCUGCAACAUUAAGCAAACUUGCUAAUUUGGUCUUAGCGGCAGAGAGAAAACAUGAUGCAAGAAAUAAGUUUUCGGACACGGCCGACAGUUGGUCGCAACAGUUUGAAGAUUAUGAAAAUGAAAGGGGUGUAUAGUAAACCUAUACUUCUUGCGGCAGUGUACAAGUGUGAAACACACUUUUAAAUGUGUAAAUGAAGAUAACGCCUAACAGGAGAAACAAAUUGCUAAUCUUUGGGAAAGAAUAACUCUUAACAUUCUUCUUGAUUUUAUAUUCUUUAAAGUGUUACUUUUCACACAGAUCUUGAACUUUUAUCUUUCAAGACUUAUUUCGAUAAAGUGAUUUCAAAAUAAGAAACUUUAAGGUCAAAAUGAAAUAACGCCAUCUUUAUUUCUUGCUGGUGUCUUAUAUAGUUCAUAGGUUCGGAGGCAUAAUUUCGAGGUUAACAAUACUACAGCUUUUACUGUUGAUGUAUAUUCAAAACAUAUGGAAACCUCUUCAAUGUGUGGUAUAAGACUUUCUUUAUCGUUGGACUCGGCGGAUAAAAGUUUCUAUUCGAUGUUUAGAUUAUGGUAAACGUUCUUUAGAAAAUUUAGACGGAAACAAAUGCUGGACAAUUACUUAUCAUAAAACAAGUUUAACUGAUUUCACAUUUGGAAAAAAAUACAAUUUUAAACAAUUUGAAACAUCUAAAAAUGAAGGUUUUCUCGAUAACGCCUUUCUUUAGGCUUUAAGAAACGCAUUGUCAACUGCAAUACAUGUAUAUCUUUUAAAUUUUGUUACACACGUAGCGUUUCUUUAAAACAAUGUAUAUACUCUCAACGCGGACAAAGUUGACUAUGUUAAAAUAAAAUAUAAGGUAUUUAUAUAUAAAUAGAUUGACAUCUAAUACUUUGUCAGAAAAAAGGCAUUGUAUUAAAAAGUACUGUACAAUUAUUUCUGUAUAUCUUGGUGAUUGAAAUAAAAUUGGGUAAUUACGUUU